This is a messenger RNA of Aspergillus welwitschiae, 1330 nucleotides long. RefSeq lists its product as uncharacterized. Gene Ontology annotation, biological process: regulation of transcription by RNA polymerase II. The record is from RefSeq and is a predicted model, not a curated record. Lineage: Eukaryota; Fungi; Ascomycota; Eurotiomycetes; Eurotiales; Aspergillaceae. The transcript has 3 exons. Gene Ontology annotation, cellular component: mediator complex. Bases 303 to 1301 code for a protein of 332 amino acids. Gene Ontology annotation, molecular function: transcription coregulator activity.
GUCGAAGCAACAUAAGCUACUGCUAUUGUAUUCCUCUGGACAUAAACGCAUUGCACUUCGAAUGAGUUACUUGUCCUGCGUGAUUACCACCAGACUCACUACUAAUUGUUGAACCAUACUAUUGUGAUUGGCUCUUACACAUCUCUACUGCACUUGUCUCAAUUUCCUUGCGUUCAAAAAGAUACCCCUCUUGCUUUCUCAAACUUGGCACGUGAAUGCCUUCGUAGGCGCCCUACUCAAGAUCAAGAAAAACCAUCCAUAGAGCUAUAUCACCUAUCAAGAGAACUACCAGUCACUACAAAAUGCCUAUCACAGGAGUCUACUUCAUCCCCUCGAACCCAAAUGCAUCCACAGGGCUAGCGACUAUCACAGAGCGCCUACACACAGCCCUAGCAGACGAGCCAACAUUAGUAGGCCGUUGGUUCCUCGAACACAGACUAAUGCGCGAUACUCCAUCAUGUGUUCCUGCCUCAGCAUCCCAGCGCCAGGUGCAACCGCGCUAUAUGCAAUUCCUAUCACUGUCUUUUCACUCUAACCACGGCUUCAUCUACACCUCUGAAGCACUAGAAAAAAGCACUCAUCAUUCCACCACCAGUGUUAACACCACGCCAGCUGGCUCACCCACCAAUCCUACUGCCCAAAGUGGAGCUCCAGGCGCAACAGCGCCCACCCCUUCCACCCCAUCUAAUGCUGAUGCACAGUCAGGAGGACCAAUGGUGAUGACCACCGUGCCGCUUCCAUCCUGUAAUGCACUUUUCCAGCACUUCGGCUACGCCUGCCAGCCUUUCUGGUGCCAUCGACACACGGUAACCGUACCAGGCGGUGUGGUCUACGAUGUGGGCGAUUUCCGAGUCCGAGUGGGUGAUGUACGACAGACUCAGCCAGCAGCGAGGGUGCGCGGAACAGUUGUGGAAAUUGAAUGGCGGGGUCCGUGCAUAGUUGAUGCGAUUUCAGCACCACGGAAUUCGAGCGACGGACAAAUAGCUGAUGAUGGCGACUCCGGGAUUGAUAUGGCGUUCCCGGAUGCUAUUGAAGACGCGGAUAUUGAUGCAGAGUAUGCGGCUAGUGCGGCGUUGAUUAGGGAGUUCUGGGCGAGACUCGGCAUUGAAGGAGCCAGAGAAGCUAUUUUGUUGCCGGAUGUAGGCAAGGAAGCCAAGGAUCGGUUGAGGAGAUUGAAGCAGAAGGGCCGAAAUACUGUUUCUAACGAGGCGAGUCUACAGCAAGCGGAGGAGGAUCCGGAUCCGGAUGCGGGUGUGGAUGUGGCGAGGCAGUUUAUGGAGAUUUUUAGGUUUAAUCGGUAAAGAUAGCAGACCUCGAUAAUGAGAUGCAU